AUCAACCAGUCCCUUGUACAUGUCUUCGUUCAUUGUACGGCCCACCAACUCUGACAAGGACGCCUUCAGGGUCAGGCUGACGGCCGUGUCCCUGCUUGGCCUGCGACUCAAGCCGGGAGAUACCUGUCAAAUCCAUGGGCCGACAGACAAUCCUGAUGGCAAGAAGAAACUCGCCAUCGUGUGGGAAGCAUCAGGGCAAGGAUUAAAGGACACUGUGGUUCAGACCUCGAAAUUGUUGCAGGAAACCUAUGGACUGCGAUUAGGUGACAAAAUCACCAUCAGCCCUAGUUCCCAGAAGAUUGAAGAUUCCAGUUCGGUGACUUUACUGUGCGAUGACCUGUCCUUGGAUGCGAGAAAGGUUGAAUUCUGGCAACAAUAUGCGACGUCGGCCUACUCGGCUAUCGAUGAGUGUAUUGCGCUUUCACAGAAGUUGUCGUUCAGGGUAGGAGACGACCGUGUCGAUCUUCGAGUCAAGGAUGUCGGUAUCCAGGAUUCUUACAUUGCGCGAGUGACCAGAUCGACUAGCUUCCGCAUCACAAACUCAGAAGAAAGUCCAACGCAAACUGAGGUCAAUUUCUUCCCGGUGAGACUAGCAGGACUCGAAAAGCAGAUUUCUCAGCUACAAAGUAUCAUCCGCCGCCUGACUCGAGCGGAUCUCAGGUCUUAUUCCAAGUCAUAUUCACCCAAGCAAGGAGUCUUGAUUUAUGGCGCAAAGGGCACAGGCAAAUCUACUUUCAUACAAUCGCUGGCCGAAUCAGGGUGGCCUUCAGUGGUCAAAUGGACACCGCAAACACAGUUGUCAUCAACCAAGUCGCCUCGACUUGUGAUCGUAAAUUCCAAUCAUCUAUCUCGACGCGCUGUCGAUGGUUCUCCUUCACAUUCAAAUCAGAUCAUGGCGAUCCAUUCUCUGUUCGAGCAAAUCAAAGGUACACCAACCUUGGUCGUCGCUGAAAUCUCACAUCCCAAUGACAUUGACGAGAGUUUGCGCUCGGUCGGGAAAUUCAAGGUCGAGGUUGAACUACCGAUCCCCUCGUCUCUGCAGCGACAGCAAAUCCUCUGGGCCAUCCGGGGUGAUGACUUGAUUCCAAAAGACGAUUUACUACAAACAAUGGCUGAAAGAACGCAUGGCUUCGUCGGCGCUGACCUCUACGACCUAUUCUGCACCACACUUGACAUAGCCAUCGAUCGUCGUGACGCAGUUGAACCCGUUGCAACACCCAAUGGCGAUGUUGCACAGGAUUUAUCUGAGAAUUACAUCCCUCUGGAAGUGUCAGCCCGCGACUUUGAACUCGCCCUCUCCCAAACCCGGCCUUCGGCCCUCCAAGAGAUCUUCCUUGAAACCCCCAAUGUCCACUGGACGGAUAUUGGCGGACAACACGAAAUCAAACGAUCACUACAAAACGCCAUUGAACGACCACUCAAACACGCAGAUCGCAUGGCUGAGUUUGGCCUAGAACCCAAGAAAGGUGUUUUGCUUUAUGGCCCACCAGGCUGCUCCAAAACCCUCCUCGUCAAGGCACUAGCCACCGAGGCCAAACUCAAUUUUCUCGCUGUCAAAGGCGCCGAGCUGAUCAGUAUGUAUGUGGGCGAGAGUGAGCGAGCCACAAGAGAAAUAUUCCGCAAAGCACGAGCCGCGAGUCCGAGUAUCAUCUUUUUCGACGAGAUCGAUUCAAUUGCAAGUCGAGGGAGGAGUGGUGGUGAUCUAAAUGUUCUGACCACCUUGUUGAACGAAAUGGAUGGGUUCGAGGAGUUGAAGGGUGUGAUGGUCGUGGCGGCGACAAAUAAACCUAUGGCGAUUGAUCCAGCUUUGAUGAGACCUGGUCGGUUUGACAAUGUGGUGUAUAUUGGUCCGCCGGAUUUUGAAGCUAGGAAAGAGAUUUUGGAGAAGCGAUUGGGCAGGAUAUCAUAUCGACCGGCAGCCACUAUUGAGGCGGAUGCUACUCGGUUCGCCGAAUUGACUGAAGGAUUCUCCGGUGCUGAAGUGGUGGGGAUCAUGCAAACGGCCGGAGAAUUGGCGUUUGACACGGAUCACAAUUAUGUUGGCAUGGCUGAUGUCGAAGAGGCGAUUAGGAGGACACCUAAAAGCAUUACAAGAGAUAUCCUGGAUGAGCUCGAGUCGUGGAAUGCUGCUAGGAGGGGACCAUAAACAGGUAUUGAACAACAGUCAAGACACUCGACCAACCUAGCUUGUCUGGUCUCUUAUGAAUGCACAGCAUGGCUUGAAAGAUACCCUACUUACUGGCGUUGGGCGGACUCGUCGAUCAGUAUGUAGAAGCAACAUUGACAUCUCA
This is a messenger RNA of Exophiala mesophila, 2291 nucleotides long. RefSeq lists its product as uncharacterized. NCBI's taxonomy places the organism in Eukaryota, Fungi, Ascomycota, Eurotiomycetes, Chaetothyriales, Herpotrichiellaceae. The transcript has a single exon. Gene Ontology annotation, cellular component: cytoplasm. The record is from RefSeq and is a predicted model, not a curated record. Gene Ontology annotation, molecular function: ATP binding; ATP hydrolysis activity. The coding region runs from base 20 to 2146 and encodes 708 amino acids.